Messenger RNA from Glycine soja, 1316 nucleotides. RefSeq lists its product as uncharacterized. The transcript is spliced from 7 exons. The coding region runs from base 119 to 1018 and encodes 299 amino acids. Lineage: Eukaryota; Viridiplantae; Streptophyta; Magnoliopsida; Fabales; Fabaceae. The record is from RefSeq and is a predicted model, not a curated record.
AUAUAAAUUGGUCCCUUUUUACAUAGUUUCAAUUCAUAGGACGUUGUUUUGUUCUGCCUUCUUCUCUCCCUCGAUUCAAUUCAAUUCUCAUCAUAUUCCUCAGAUUUAGAUAAAGAAGAUGCAGAAGGGUAGAGAAGUUCGAGAUAAUAACAUUUUUGAACCAAGAGGAUUUGGAGAUUUUGGGGGCUUUGGAUUUCAUAGAAGUAUGAUGCCAAGUCUUUUUGGAGACAGGGACCCAUUUGAUGAUCCCUUUUUCACUGAUCCAUUUGAUAGCUUGUUUGGUCCAAGUUCUGCAUCAAGAGCAAUGCAGAAGACAAAUAGAGAAAAAGGAAUAGUUAUAGAAGAAUUAGACUCUGAUGAUGAGGGGGGUGAUAACGGCCCUGAAAUUGGAGACAAAGAUUUUGAUAAGAAAAAAUCUAAAUCGACCAUGGAACCAUCGGUUGAGCAUCCAGAUGAUGAUGUUGAUGAGAGGAAGAACAGUGAUAUAACUUACAAGAAUGACCAUUACAUGGUGGAACCCUUGAAAGCUCGCAAGUUUUCUUUUCAGACCAGCAGAGUAACAUAUGGCGGAAUAGAUGGUGCAUACUAUACAUCUACUAGAACCAGAAGGAUGGGGGCUAAUGGGGAGUUAAUGGAGGAAAACAAAGAAGGUGACACAACAACAGGCCAGGCUACACAUAGAAUCACCAGAGGAAUCCAUGACAAGGGUCAUUCAGUUUUGAGGAAGCUUGACUCAGAUGGUAAGGUUGAUAUCACACAGACACUCCACAAUCUUAAUGAAGAUGAGCUUGCAGGAUUUGAAGAAGCAUGGAAAGGAAAUAAUAUGGCAGAAUUGCCAGGAUAUGAUGUGCAUAUGAAGGAGGAUUCUAGCAGUGGCAAGCAGCAGAACAGAAACCAGGUUUGGCCACUUCAGUAUUUGGAGGCAGCAAGAAUAUCGAGAGGAUUGCCAUCGAACUAUGAUGCAGGAACCAAUUCCGGGGGCAGAACAAAGAAAGUUGUUAGAAUCAAUAUUGAGUGAAUAUUAGGAUUAUGUGGUUGAUUGCUUCCCAUUGUGUUUGUAAAUGCAGAAUUGAGGUGUGCUUUGGUGUCUUGGUUAGGCUUAUGCUGCUCAAUUAAGACUUGAGAGCAUUGUGAUUUCUUUGGCUAUAAAACUUCCAUUGUACUAUAAUAAAUUGUAACCAUUUUAAAUCUUGAGUUUACCUGGUUUUUAAUUUGCACAUAUGUCUUGGUAGCCUUUUGUGUCACCAUGUAAACUAUGCCAUGUAAAAUAAGUCUAAAUACUAGUAUCAGUAGACAUGAAAAUGGUCCUUUCGAAA